This is a messenger RNA of Aspergillus chevalieri, 1488 nucleotides long. RefSeq names its product putative MFS multidrug transporter. The record is from RefSeq and is a predicted model, not a curated record. The coding region runs from base 1 to 1488 and encodes 495 amino acids. The transcript has 3 exons. Gene Ontology annotation, molecular function: transmembrane transporter activity. Lineage: Eukaryota; Fungi; Ascomycota; Eurotiomycetes; Eurotiales; Aspergillaceae. Gene Ontology annotation, biological process: transmembrane transport.
AUGUCGAUUGAAGUAUCUCAAGCUGGUGUGCCAAAAGGGCACCCGGACCACCUUGAAGAAGCAGAAGGUAAAGCCUUGACUGAUAUCUCAUCAGAGCAUCAAGCCUUCCUCAUCGACCGCCAUGGAACCGUGAACCUCGAUCCCAUUCCAAGCAUCGACCCGGCAGAUCCGUACAACUGGCCAUCAUGGAAAAAGGGAACCAAUUUGGCCCUCGUCGCCUUCCAUGCCUUCAUGGGCACCUUUUCCGCGGCCGGAAUCAUCCCCGCGUUUCAGCAGAUCUCAGAGGCACUGGGUGUCUCGCUGCAACGCGCGAGUUAUCUUGUCUCAUUGCAAAUUGCGAUCCUGGGCGGUGCACCGUUGUUGUGGAAACCAUUAUCGCAUCGUUUCGGACGGAGGCCAAUCUUCUUGUUGUCGUUGAUACUGAGUUGUGUGAGCAAUGUGGGAUGCGCGAAGAGCCUGAACUACGCCUCAAUGGCCGCUUGUCGGGCAUUGGUGGCGUGUUUCAUCUCGCCGGCCAUGGCCAUUGGGAGUGCGGUGGUUAUGGAAACCUAUUUCCAGCAUGAGCGAGCGAGGUAUAUGGGUAUCUGGACAGUGAUGGUGACCCUUGGGAUACCGAUUGGGCCGCUUAUAUUUGGAUUCGUGGCGAAUCGCGUGGGGUACGUAUGGAUCUAUUGGAUAUUGGCUAUUACGAAUGGGUGCCAGUUCAUACUGUAUAUCUUCCUGGGACCAGAGACGCGUUACGUCGAGUCGAACAAGACAGGAUCAGUAUCAGUCUUCCAACGACAGUAUCUUCGCCUUGGAAGGAUUGAUCCCCAAUCUUUCACUUUGAAUGAAUUCAUCCAUCCUCUUUCCCUCUUCCGCAGGAUCCCUGUUAUGCUCGCUGCGGUCGCAUAUGGAAUGGUCUUCCUCUUCGCGAGCGUGAUGAACUCCAUUGAGAUACCCCAGCUACUGCAGCAUAAAUUCGAGCUCAAUGCAGAGCAGCUAGGCCUGCAGUUCCUUGGACUCAUUAUUGGGACUCUGUUAGGCGAGCAGCUGGGCGGCAUCAUGUCUGACCUCUGGAUGAGUUGGCGCGCCCGCCGCAUCGGCCACCUUCCAGCCCCUGAGUUUAGACUCUGGUUGAGCUAUAUCGGGUUCUUCCUGAGUAUGGCGGGUAUGAUCAUCUUCCUGGUGUGCACCGAGCAGGCCCAGGCUGGGAAAUGGACCGUGGUGCCGAUAGUCGGCACAGGUAUUGCGGCUUUUGGCAAUCAGGUUGUAACCACCGUUCUUACCACAUAUGCCGUGGAUAUCUACCCUGAGGAUGCUGGGAGUGUCGGUGUGUUCAUCAACUUUGUGCGCUCGGAAUGGGGGUUCAUCGGGCCGUUCUGGUUUCCGGCCAUGUUCGAAGAAGUCGGCAUCGCAGCCAGUGCAGGAGUGAUGGUCGCCCUGAUUACUGGUGUCAGUUUUAUUCCGACGGCUCUUUUGCACUGGCAAGGGUGGCGACUGCGGUAA